UGCCGUGUGUCAUCGUGGCAUAUAUCAGCGUACGUCGCGAUGAGCUUGCGUGCCUCCAGGCGACAACUGGCGGGCUUCGGCGAGCUCCUGGACUGGCAGCCGCUGGAGUUCGCGGACGCGGUGCCCAAGGUGUUCUGCUGCACCUUGUGCGGAGUCCUGCCGACGUUCACGAAGCGGCUGACGCCCUGUUGUCACGUGUUCUGCCGCCAGUGCUUCGAGAUGCUCGCCGAGCGGGAGCACCGCUGUCCGCUGGACCAAACCCCUUUCGCGGACGAAGCGGUCGACACGCUGGACUCUGUCCACGGCGGCGUCAAUCGACUGCGCGCUCGCUGCCCGAACGCGUCCAGCGGCUGCACGUUCGUCGGCGCCCUGCCGGAGCUCAAGGAGCACGUCGCGGGUCGCUGCGACCACAACGCGGUUCAGUGCCCGCGGUGCGGAGCGGCCGUCCUCCACAGUGUGAUGCUCUACCACCACCUCGAGGACUGCGGCGGCGCGCGCAAGUCCACUCUGGCCGAAGACGAGGCGGCGGAGAGGCCUCAGAUCGUAGCCGCCAUCAGGUCAUUGCUCGAGGGAAGCCACGGAGGUUUCGCGCGCCCGGUAUCCCGCAGCGCCAGCCGGACGCCCCCGAUGGAAGCCUCGGCCGUAAAAAGACGCCGCAAGAGCGUCACGGCGUCCAAAACUGACCUCCAGGGCUUAAAGAGCACGACCGAAGAUGUGUCGAAAAGGGCCGGGGGUGUCCAGGAGGUUGCUAAGGCGCUCACGGAGGAGAGGCGGAUUGAUGGGAAAGCUGAAACUUUCCUGUUUAUUCUUUGUUUUGCUUUGUGCUUUAUUCGCAUGAUUGGCUUGUGCUUGUACUUGGCCGGGUAGGAUUUGACCAUAGACAAUA
Messenger RNA from Dermacentor andersoni, 886 nucleotides. RefSeq lists its product as uncharacterized. Gene Ontology annotation, cellular component: cytoplasmic side of plasma membrane; plasma membrane signaling receptor complex. Gene Ontology annotation, molecular function: tumor necrosis factor receptor binding. Lineage: Eukaryota; Metazoa; Arthropoda; Arachnida; Ixodida; Ixodidae. Gene Ontology annotation, biological process: regulation of canonical NF-kappaB signal transduction. The record is from RefSeq and is a predicted model, not a curated record.